This is a messenger RNA of Porites evermanni, 378 nucleotides long. NCBI's taxonomy places the organism in Eukaryota, Metazoa, Cnidaria, Anthozoa, Scleractinia, Poritidae. The record is from the annotation of a GenBank genome assembly.
AUGGGCUCGAAGGCCUGGUGGAAAAAGGUCGAUGCGCUGUCAAAUAGAAAAGAAAGAUCCAACCCAAGCUUUGACGAGGACUCUGUGAGAGAACUGAAUCACUAUUUUGCAAAUUUAUGUCACGAUGAAGAUUAUAUCAGACCCGUACCCGUGGACAUCACGGAAAACAUUCCUGCACCAAAGCUCACACUGAGCCAGGUUUCCUACGCUCUGCUCAAAACAAAGCAAACAUCUACCAGCCCAGAUUAUGGGUUUGGAAGGAUAACGCUGCCAUAUUGGCAGUACCUGCAGCAAAAGCAAUCUGGAACGUAUCCCUGUCAAAUCAAAGGUCGCCCAGUGCAUGGAAGCGAGGUAAUGUCUAUCCGCUACCCAAAGUAG